Messenger RNA from Magnusiomyces paraingens, 486 nucleotides. RefSeq lists its product as uncharacterized. The record is from RefSeq and is a predicted model, not a curated record. NCBI's taxonomy places the organism in Eukaryota, Fungi, Ascomycota, Dipodascomycetes, Dipodascales, Dipodascaceae. The transcript has a single exon. The coding region runs from base 1 to 486 and encodes 161 amino acids.
AUGGUUGGAUUCGGACGUGGAGGCUAUGGAAAUAGUACCCCAGACAUAGAUUCAACUACACAAAACACAACUGAUCCUUCACUACAAGUAUUCUCAGCACCCUCACAAACAAUCCGCACAGGUCGUGGAGGAUUUGGUAACACAGUGGUUUCCACUACUACUUCACAAACAACUAUCACUGACACUGCCACUCCACAACAAACGACUUCUUCUGCUUACUAUCUUGUAGAAAACGUACCACGAGAAGCGUUAUCUGUAACAGGAGGAGUACUCGAAAGUGUUCAAACGUCAUCAUCAUCAUCAUCAGGUAUGUACCGUGGAGGACGGGGGGGAGCAGGAAAUAGAGAAUUUGCAAAGGCAAUGGCAGAAGAACAAGCUAGGACCAAAGAACGAGCACGCGAAGCCGCAGUUCGGAAACAAUUUGAUGAAGCACGGGUCGGUGAUUCUGUGGCCAAACCUGCCAAGGCGCUUGUACGAGAUUCCUAA